UAGAUAUUUAAUGAGAAUAUUUUUAGAUUAAAACGAAAAGCGACAAUGAAAUUUUUCGCAAUUUUCGCUACUGUCCUGGCUAUGGCUAUGGCCAUCCCAAACUCCUCAGUGUGGACUCUCCAGGACCUGUCGGAGGCUCUUCAGAAUCCUAACACCAAUCCGGCAUUCAUACCUUACCUCGAACAGGCUUUAAAUAAAUUGAUGGAGAGCCUCAUGGCUGGACACAACGUGAAUGCCAUCAUAGUACAUUUGCCCGAAAACAUCGACUUGGUCCCAUCUCCUGUGAAUCCUGAAAUCGUGGACCCUGCUCCUCAACCCCCAAUCUCCAGCCCCCUCGUCCAAAUCAUUGUCAACGUAAACGACAGGAAAGAGGUCGCACCAAGCCCCGUUAACCCGGACAUCAACCCCGGUCCGGUUAUAAUUGAUGAGCCAGAAGAAAUCAUCCCAGGCCCGGCCAUUAUUGACGAGCCAGAAGAAAUAAUCAUUCCAGCCCCUGUUAUAGUAAACAAACCAGAGUUCAUCAACUAAAAUUUUCUGUCGUUGACGGCGCCUUGGAAAUUACGUUUCAUUGCCAUAUUUAAAGAAUUGUAUAUGUUUACGUUUAUCUAAUAAAUUUGUUAAAAUAUAUGACAUUA
Molecule: messenger RNA, 635 nt
Organism: Danaus plexippus (monarch butterfly)
Lineage: Eukaryota; Metazoa; Arthropoda; Insecta; Lepidoptera; Nymphalidae
Exons: 3
Coding region: 46-528 (160 amino acids)
Source: RefSeq, a predicted model, not a curated record